This is a messenger RNA of Trichoplusia ni (cabbage looper), 3539 nucleotides long. RefSeq names its product ATP-dependent Clp protease ATP-binding subunit clpX-like, mitochondrial (gene ClpX). The record is from RefSeq and is a predicted model, not a curated record. NCBI's taxonomy places the organism in Eukaryota, Metazoa, Arthropoda, Insecta, Lepidoptera, Noctuidae. Gene Ontology annotation, biological process: protein catabolic process; protein folding; proteolysis. Gene Ontology annotation, cellular component: mitochondrial matrix. The coding region runs from base 363 to 2138 and encodes 591 amino acids. The transcript has 14 exons. Gene Ontology annotation, molecular function: ATP-dependent protein folding chaperone; ATP binding; zinc ion binding.
CAGUGCUAUCGAAACAACGUGGUACAAAAAUUUCAUUUUCUUUCACAUCAAAAUCAGCUGUGAACAUCAGUAUGGCCGCUCCGUUAUCUAAAAAAUAAAAUUGUUUUUGUAAAAUCAUACAAAAAAAAUAGUAAAGUGCAGUUUUCGUACUUACACCGUCUAAUUGUAGAUUUACGAAUAGUGUUGAUGUUGACUAAAAGUGUUGCGUCAUGACAGAGACCUCUCACUGACAAACAAAUACAAUAAAAAUUGCGACUCGCUUAUUACGGCGACUUAUUGUAAUUUCUAUUUGGCCCGUGUAUCGGUUUUGUUGGUCGGUUGAGGGCUGAUGUUAUUACUGAAUCGUUGUCGAAGUUUGAAUAAUGAGUAGUGUUAGAUUGAGCUUUAUAUCCGUGGGGAGGAUAGCAGUGAGAAGAAAUUCACAAAUAUCAGGAGUCCAGCAAUGCCGAGCUCUACGACGGACGGGGCCUCGCUCCAUCAGCACCUGCGCGGUGCUGUGCAAGAGCCCCACAGAACAGCCACCGGGGGGCCCGCCGCACCCACCUAAAGAUGCUGUCAAUUCCGGGUCAUCAACAUCAGGUGGUAAGAAGUCGGGCUCCGGCAACAACAACAACGGCGUCCUGACGUGCCCGAAGUGCGGCGACCCGUGCACGCACGUGGAAACCUUCGUCAGCUCCACACGGUUCGUCAAGUGCGACAAGUGCCACCAUUUCUUUGUGGUACUCAGUGAGGUCGACACCAAGAAGAGCAUCAAAGACAAUGCAGAUAACAAGACUGGAUUCUAUAGAAAACCUCCGCCACCGCCCAAGAAAAUCUUCGAAUAUCUAAACAAGCACGUAGUGGGGCAGGAGUACGCUAAGAAGGUGUUGUCUGUGGCCGUCUACAACCAUUACAAGAGGAUCUACAACAACGUGACCAGCGGCGCGCCCGCUGACGCACACCACCCGCUACACCACACACACAGAGGAAUGUUCUGGCCUGUUCCAGACCUUCUGCACCUCAGUCACAAUACCAGCGCUGGCGGCGGCGCCGGCGCGGAGAUCCUCGAGCGUCAACAUCAUGAACUACGACUGGACAAGAGCAACGUGCUGCUGCUGGGACCUACUGGAUGCGGCAAGACCCUAUUAGCACAAACGAUAGCGCAGUGCCUGGACGUUCCGUUCGCGAUCUGCGACUGCACGACGCUCACGCAGGCCGGCUACGUCGGCGAGGACAUCGAGAGCGUCAUCGCCAAGCUGCUGCAGGAUGCUAACUUCAAUGUGGAGCGAGCGCAGACGGGGAUCGUGUUCCUGGACGAGGUGGACAAGAUCGGCGCCGUGCCCGGCAUACACCAGCUCAGGGAUGUCGGAGGCGAGGGCGUGCAACAAGGCAUGCUGAAGAUGCUGGAGGGCGCCGUGGUGUCGGUCCCCGAGAGGAACUCGCGCAAGCUGCGGGGCGACGCCGUGCAGGUCGACACCACCAACAUACUGUUCGUGGCCAGCGGGGCUUACAACGGACUCGACAGACUGGUGCAGCGGCGCAACAACGAGAAGUACCUGGGCUUCGGCGCGUGGGACCCGCGCUCCGGCCGCCGCGCCGCGCUGGCCGCCGCGCGCAGCGACGCCUCGCCGCUGGACUCCGCGCGCGCCGAGAACGACGAGCGCGACGCCUGGCUGCGCAAGGUGCAGGCCCGGGACCUCAUCGACUUCGGCAUGAUACCCGAGUUUGUAGGCAGAUUCCCCGUAUUAGUACCGUUCCACAGUCUCAAUCAAGACCUCCUUGUGCGGAUAUUAACAGAACCUAAAAAUGCUAUGGUAUCUCAAUACAAGCUCCUGUUCGCGAUGGACAAGUGCGAGCUGACGUUCAGCGACGAGGCGCUGAAGGCGGUGGCCGCGCUCGCUAUGGAGCGGAAGACUGGCGCCCGAGGACUGCGCGCUAUCAUGGAGAACCUGCUGCUGGAGGUGAUGUUCGAGAUCCCGGGCUCGGACGUGUCGUCGGUGCACAUCCACGAGGGCUGCGUGGAGCGCAGCGAGCCGCCGCGCGUGGCGCGCCGCCGCGAGCCCGCCGCGCGCGCGCCCGGCCGCGAGCUGGACGACUGGCCCUCGAAUGUUGUCACUACGGCGGAGUGGCCAAGAUCACAAAACGGGUGUUCUAUGUGAUAUUUUAGGCUCAAGGCAACAGUUACGCAACCAUCUGUCACUCAGUCGUGUGUGCUGUGAGCGAUUACAAGUAUGGUGGUUAAAACGAACGGACAAUGUCAGUGCUAUUAGUGAUGCCCCACUAUCGUAAUACGUAGAUGUCCUAUAGCAUGUCUCAUCGAACUAACUGUAUAUUUGUGAGUAGUUCGCAGUAGUGAGGUAUUUGGCGGCUAGAUCACCCCACCCUCAGUGGCGCGGACGAAUUAGAAUCGAGGUAAGAGUUGUUCGUUGCUGUCAUAGGUCUUAAUAAAUGUUAUAAAAGAUAAAAAAAAUGUGUUUUCGGUUUAGUCAAUAUUGUGAAAUCGUACAACGUUUAGGCAUUUCGGGAGUCCCGUUUUAAGACUUUGUGUUUUAUCUGUUUUUAUGUAUGUCGAACAGUCUAUUUCUGAUUUUACGGAUAACGUGUGGUUUUGUUAUCUAUAUUUAAUCAAUGUGCCGUAAAAUUAGUAAUGUUCAUUGUAAGAUCCAAUCAUUAUUCUAAUAUCGUAUUUGUAUUUAGAGUAAUUUGUUGUUUCAUACAAAUGUAGUUAUAAAUCAAGUAGAUGUACCCUAGCAAGCAUUUGAAGUAAAGUCGUUAGCCGAAGGAUAAUAUAAUGUAACAAAAACUAUGUCUAUAGCUUAGCGAUAGUUUGAGAGGACUCCUGAAAGCUUGUUCCAGUUAGCAUUUCAUAAAGCGUGCCAGAUUUUACUGAAAAUUUUCAAUACGAUUCUUUAUAUCUCAUUGCUCAAUCUCAACUAAGUAACCAAAUUCAAGUACGUAGAGGUAAAUCUAUAAUCGUGAUUGAAAAUAUUCACAAAACUCACCCGUUUGAAUAUUUUAACUUCAGGCCUUUUUAGGUCUUGCUAUUAGUUCCUUGCGUUAGUUUAUGUUGGAAAUUAAAAACAAAUGUUGUAUAGUCCCAACCACCAUACAACAUGCUCUUGUGAUGUAAAUUACUGUAAAUAGUAAUAAAUAAUGAUGAUAAAUAGAAAAAAAGUGUUAUUAUUAAGGUUUAUAAAAAUUAAAAAAUAGGGUUCAUUUUGCUACAUACCAGCUAAGUUGUAAGUACGAAAAGUCACACGCAGAAUUUUGAUAGUUAAAAUUACGUAUAUUUUGUUUCGGCCAACAACACUGAGAAGAAUUUGACGUUUUGACAUUUUGUUAAUUAUUAUACAUAAUUAUUUUUUUAUUUAUAAAUGGAUCGUUGUGGUGUGAUUAUAGUAAAGCGUGAAUUUUUGUUAAAAAUAAAAACCUCCAAAUAGAUUUGUCUAAAAUUCUGGACUUUGUGAUAGGAUAAAUUUAUGGCAUGUUGAUAUAAUCACAUUGCAACUCAAGUAAAAUAGUAUAAGCCUAUUUUCAAUUUAAAUAUAAAGAAAACCAAA